GCUCAGCAGACUGCAACUGCAACCAGAGCUAGAACAACUCCUAAGCCUCGGCUAUAAAGACUGGAAAACAAACCAAACAGCUACAGACGACUGACUGGGACCUUUCCGAAGACUUAUCACUCAGAACAGGAUUUGAACAGAAUUACUCUUGACUAUACGCCUAAGAGAAGACGCAAAGAUGCUGAUGUUCUCUUUCAUCGUGAUCUUCAUUGGAAGCUUUGACGUGGUCCUCUCCUUCUAUUGCCCCGCCGUGUGCGACUGUCCUCUCGACCUGCCCAAGUGCGCUCCGGGCGUAAGCCUCGCACUGGACGACUGCGGGUGCUGCAAGGUCUGCUCGAGGCAGCUCAACGAGGACUGUAGCCUGACGGAGCCUUGUGACCACACUAAAGGACUCGAAUGCAACUUUGGGGCCAGCUUUGGCGCUACACGUGGCAUCUGUCGAGCAAAAUCAGAGGGCCGACCCUGCGAGUACAACAGCAGGAUCUACCAGAACGGAGAGAGCUUCCAGCCCAACUGUAAACACCAGUGCACGUGUAUCGACGGGGCGGUGGGCUGCAUCCCACUGUGCCCACAGGAACUCUCCCUGCCCAACCUGGGCUGUGCCAACCCCAGGCUGGUCAAGGUGGCCGGCCAGUGCUGCGAGGAGUGGGUGUGCGACGACGGCAAGGAGACCGACCUGAUGGAGAAGCUGUUCGGCAAACACAUGCGGACAGACGAGUCCGAGAGCGACCUCACCAACAGGAACGAGUUCAUCCCCUUUGUCAAGGGUGGACUCAAGUCUCUACCCGCAUUCAGAGUACAGCCUGAGGGUCACUUGUUCGAGAGCCAGAAGUGCAUCGUGCAGACCACCCCAUGGUCCCAGUGCUCCAAGACCUGCGGGACGGGCAUCUCCACCCGCGUCACCAACAACAACGACGAGUGCAAGCUGGUGAAAGAGACCCGCAUCUGCGAAGUGCGGCCAUGCACCCAGUCCCCUUACACAAGCCUCAAGAAAGGGAAGAAGUGUAACAGAACCAAGAAGUCCGGCCAGGCCGUCAAGUUCACCUACGCCGGCUGUGCCAGCCUGAAGAAGUACAGGCCCAAGUACUGCGGCUCCUGCGUGGACGGCCGCUGCUGCAGCCCCCAGGACACCAGGACCAUCCGGGUCAAGUUCCGCUGCGAAGACGGCGAGACCUUCAACAAGAACGUCAUGAUGAUCGAGUCCUGCAAGUGCACCUUCAACUGUCCCCAUGCCAACGAAGCCUCCUACCCCUUCUACAGGCUGUUCAACGACAUCCACAAGUUCAGAGACUGAGUCCUGACUGGCUGUGAGGCCCGGAAGCUCCUGAGGAGGAACAACGACGACUUGGACAGACAGCCAAUGGCAGUCUGUUCAAACGCAGGGGUCAAGAGUCAACGCGCCAAUCAACUACCAGCUUCCUGUUGUAACUAGAUUCCCAAGGAAUUGUGGGCUUACAUCAUGAGGACUUAAUGAAGUGCACUGUUUGCUGUGACCGAAUCAGCAAUCUUGAUCAAGAAUCGCUUCAUACUACUGGAGCAUCAUGAGUAGCUUCAUUAUGGAGCAACAUGUAAUUAAUAUUUGUAAAUGUAUGUUAGUUGUUGAUAUCAAUUCGCGAUGUAUAUUUCGAUCUAUAACACCAGAAAUGACCCAUACUGUAGACUUGUGUGUGUGUAUGUUAAGUCUGUAUACACACACGUAACAUAAGUGUACCAUGACCAUCUUGUAACACAGGAACCAGAGACCAUGUGUUACUUCUUCACUUGUUAGAUGGAUGUGUGGUUACACUCCUUCCUGACGUGGGCAUACAUGUUCAUGUUUUGUGGCAGCUAUUGAAUUCCCUUCUCUAUCCGAAAGACAAAGCGAAACAUGUCAAUGAAUGAAUGUGUUUAAUAUUAAUAUUAUUUAUCAAAAUGUAGCUACUUUAUUUGGAUAUCAUGUGUUAUACUGGAAUAAAUUGUAAAAAAAUGAUUUAAUUUUAUAUGUUACAAAUAAAACAGAUUUAUUUAUGAAACAUUA
This is a messenger RNA of Osmerus eperlanus (European smelt), 2017 nucleotides long. RefSeq names its product cellular communication network factor 1 (gene ccn1). NCBI's taxonomy places the organism in Eukaryota, Metazoa, Chordata, Actinopteri, Osmeriformes, Osmeridae. The transcript has 5 exons. Gene Ontology annotation, molecular function: heparin binding; integrin binding. Bases 179 to 1294 code for a protein of 371 amino acids. The record is from RefSeq and is a predicted model, not a curated record. Gene Ontology annotation, biological process: signal transduction; cell adhesion. Gene Ontology annotation, cellular component: extracellular region; extracellular matrix.